Myotis daubentonii (Daubenton's bat) is the source of this 408-nucleotide messenger RNA. RefSeq names its product ferritin light chain-like. Bases 1 to 408 code for a protein of 135 amino acids. Lineage: Eukaryota; Metazoa; Chordata; Mammalia; Chiroptera; Vespertilionidae. The transcript has a single exon. The record is from RefSeq and is a predicted model, not a curated record.
AUGAGCUCCCAAAUUCAUCAGAAUUAUUCCACCCAAGUGGAAGCUGUGGUCAACCCUAGCCAACCUGGAUCUGCGGGCCACCCACACCUACCUCUUGACCGUGAGGAUGUGGCUCUCUUUUGUGAGUUAGCAGAGAAGAAGCCCAAGGGCGCUGAGCAUCUCUUAAAGUUGCAAAACAAGCAAGGUGGCCGCAUUCUCCUCCAGGGCGUGCUGAAGCCUCCCCAGAAUGGGUGGGGCAAAGCACAGGGCGCCAUGGAAGCCACCUUGGCCUUGGAGAGAAACCUCACCAGGCCCUCUUGGAGCUGCAGGCCCUGGGUUCUACCAGCAGACCCUCAUCUCUGGAACUUCCUGAAGGACCACUUCUGGGGUGAGGAGAUGAAAUUCAUCAAGAUGAUGGGCUAUACCUGA